ACAAGUUUCUUUCUCCAAAUUGUGACUUUGUGAACGGUACCAGUCAUUCAAAUGUGCCAAUUAAUCCAAUAUCAGAAGCUGCUACAGGCAAUCAUGGUUAUCAAACAGAUGGGGCUACUGGCGGAGCAAGUUUUGAGGAGAGUGCAAACGUAUAUACUCAACACUCUUUCCAGGCAGUGUCAACUAGCAAUACGGCGUCUACAACUUCAAGGUCCAUUACUCACAAAUACCCGAAUUAUAAAACAGUUCAAAUCCGACUGGAUUCUUUUGAUGGAUGGACAAGUGCAGAAAUAAUAGAACCGAUUGUUCUAGCCAGUGCAGGAUUCUUCUUUGUCGGCAUGCAUGAUUGUGUCAGGUGUUUUUCAUGUGGGGGCGGGCUGCGAAACUGGGAGUACGGUGAUAGUCCGUGGGAGGAGCACGCGAGGUGGUUCCCAUGGUGCAGAUUUCUGAUUGAGGAAAAGGGACUUGAGUUUGUACGGCAGUAUCAAGAACUUCAAGUAGAGUCUAACGAUGAACUUCCAAAAGAAAAAAUCAUAUCUGGAGCAGAAAUGUUAAAAACCUUAGAAGAAGAUAAAAUUCUCACAAAUCAUCCAACUGAUCAAAAUGGUGAUAAAAAUGAGUUUGAAAGAAGGAUCACAAGCAACAUAAAGGAGCAACUGAAUGAAAUGGGCCUUUCAUAUUCUUCUGAACGAAUAAGACAAGAAAUAAACCGACUUAAAGAUAUAGAUCAUCAGAUUUUAACGACAGAAUUUGUAAUCACAAACCUUAUUGAUAAUGCUGAAAAUUUGUUGGAAAACCAUGAACCACUUGAUGUUAACAAGACAGAAGAAAGAAGUCUAACAACUAAAAGUGUUUCAAUCGAUAACACUCAAACAAACAAAGAAACUGAUAACGGAAAUUUACCAAACGAUUCUGAUGUAUUACAAGAGGAAAAUACGAAACUAAAGAGCCAGCUGCUAUGUAAAAUUUGCAUGGAUAGCGAUUCUAACGUGGUCUUUAUCCCGUGCGGCCACAUGGUCUCGUGUGAGAAAUGUGCCCCACAUAUCCGGAAAUGUGCCGUUUGCAGAGUGCUGAUUAAAGGUCGUGUUAAGGCGUUUAUGUCAUAAUGUUAAAAUGUCACGUCAAGGCGCUUAUGUCUUAAAGUUCAUGUCUACUGUUGUUAAUAAUUGCUUUUGAUAUUGUUUUAAUUUUAUAAGAUUUAAAAUUAUCAUAUGUUUUUUUUCGUGCCAAACGUUUUCUUAUUUCGUUUUAAAUGAGUGUUGCAUAGGCAUAUGUCAGAUGCAUAUUCCUUAGAAGUAUGUAACUCUUUAUGUAACGCUUAUAAGAAAUUUGUCAGAUACUUUUCCUUUUGUACAUUCAUUUAACUCGAGAAAAGUUUUUUUUUCUAAAUUAAUUAUCUAUUUUUCUAUUGAGAGUUUAUCCAUAAUGAAUGAACCUUUUUUUUUAGACAUAUCGGUUGGCUAUUUUUUAACAUUAAAUCGAAUAUGUAUUUACUUUUAUCUUUAAUAUUCAAUGUAUUAACAUUUUUCGGUGCACAUUUACGAGAUUGUUAUUGCCUGUUUUAUACAAAUAUAUAUAUAGUUAUUUUAUACAUAAAAAGACGUAUCUAGUCCACAUACAAUUUUCUUUAAAGAUCUAUAUAUCUUAUCGAUAUUUUCCUCCUUUAAAAAACCUUUGAUUUUGUCCUAAUUCAAAUGAGCAGGGAAAACGUACUCUUAAAGCUAUAUUAGUAUAAUGCCCCAUCCCAAAAUGUAUUUUGGAAAUAAUAUUCUUGUACCUUGAAUAGAUAUUUAUGAACCAAAUAAGUUGACUUGUAAGUAUAGAAAGGGCACCAUACACUGUAUAUUUUAAAGAUAUAGCUUAUCAAAACCAAACAUUAUUUUGCAUUAUUCUCGAUGGUGUACUAAAUGUAAAUUAACUACAUAAACGCCUUUGAUAAUGUAAUUAUAUUAACUAAAUUACAGAUUGAUAAUGAUAUAUUUAUACAUGUAUUUAUGUUGAAAUCAUUUAUUGUUAUACAUACUAUAUACAAUCGCUUUUUGUAUUGUUUGUAUUGUAUACAUUUUUAUAAAAUGUUUUUCCGUUUUUGAUAAGCUUUUAAUGAACAAAUUGUCUUUCCUAUAAUUUGUCUAAUAAUUAAGAAAAAAAAAGAAGAAAAAAAUAAUAAAAGCAUAAAAAACAAAAAAACAAAAACAAACAAACAAAAACAAACAUAAAAAAAACAAAACAAAGAACAACAACACAAAAAAACCAGCAAACAAACAUUUUAUAUGUGUGAACAUGCUGAGCCGAUAAAUUAUGUAAGUGAAUAUCCGCCUAAAGUAUAUCUGAAUGUUAUUAAUCAAUGUAUUGCAUUCUUAUUCAUACAAAUAAGAUUUUUCCUCUAUGAAUAUUGAUUUAUAUACAAGAAUGCAAAUUUUCAAAUGUAUGCCAUUGUAAGGAAUAGUAAUGAAAAUUGUUAAUGCAGAAAUAUUAUCAAUGACAAGCUUUUGUGAAGUAAAUAUCCAAUCAUGCUUUAUAAUAGUGUCAAAUUAUUAGCCGUUUAUGCAAAGUGAAAACUGUUUGUAAAUUUUGUUAAUAAAAUAUGCUUUAUAUGAUUAUUAAAAUCCAAUGCUUACGAAUGUUGUUGACUAAAAUUUAAGGAAAUUUUUGCCUGUCCGGUCAGACGAAUACAUUACAUGCAUAUAUUGGAAAUAGCAAAUGUUUUCUAAUAAUUAUAAUACAUUUAUUAUAUUUUAUGUUAAAUCAAAUAAAAAUUUAUGUGUGCUUGUUGU
Ruditapes philippinarum (Manila clam) is the source of this 2774-nucleotide messenger RNA. Its product is annotated as baculoviral IAP repeat-containing protein 7-B-like. Gene Ontology annotation, molecular function: cysteine-type endopeptidase inhibitor activity involved in apoptotic process; ubiquitin protein ligase activity. The record is from RefSeq and is a predicted model, not a curated record. The transcript is spliced from 5 exons. Gene Ontology annotation, cellular component: cytoplasm; nucleus. Bases 339 to 1106 code for a protein of 255 amino acids. Gene Ontology annotation, biological process: regulation of cell cycle; positive regulation of protein ubiquitination; negative regulation of apoptotic process. Lineage: Eukaryota; Metazoa; Mollusca; Bivalvia; Venerida; Veneridae.